Molecule: messenger RNA, 1651 nt
Organism: Pararge aegeria (speckled wood butterfly)
Lineage: Eukaryota; Metazoa; Arthropoda; Insecta; Lepidoptera; Nymphalidae
Product: organic cation/carnitine transporter 7-like
Exons: 10
Coding region: 23-1597 (524 amino acids)
Biological process (GO): transmembrane transport
Molecular function (GO): transmembrane transporter activity
Source: RefSeq, a predicted model, not a curated record
CUGAUGUGUGAAGAAAAAUAAAAUGUCGGUGGCGGGGAAAUAUUUGCACAAAAAUGUUGAGUUCUUGGAUAGGAGUGGAGACAGCUCGGAGUAUGCUGGUUGGAGUUUUAAUGGUCACAAGAAUACGGAUAAGGUUUAUACAUUUGAAGAAGCUCUAGAUUUGGCAGGACGCGGAUGGUACACUUAUGGCCUUGUAGCCUUUCUUAUUUUGGCACUCCACGGGAUAACCCUGGACAUGUUUGGUAUAUCCGUGGUGCUGACCGGGGCAUGUGAUAUGAAUCUCACCCACAAUCAGAAGACAAUUCUUCUCUCGACGCCUUUUGCAGGUUCCAUAGUCACGGCUUGGCCAUGGGGAUUUGCUGCGGAUACUCAAGGUCGUCGAAGAGCAUUAGCUUUCUCACUAUGGGGAAGUUUUAUUUUAUCUACGCUAAGCACCUUCUCACCGAAUUGGAUAGUUCUGGCUGUAUUGAAAUUUGGAAGCUGUGGUUUUUCAAGCGGUACUCAGUCAUUGGGUUUUACAUUGUUGGGAGAGUCAUGCAGUCAGAAAUUGAGAGCUUCUUUAAUAAUAAUAGUGUCUACUUCUCUUAUAAUUACAUUUGGAUCAUAUAUAGUAAUUGGAUAUUUAAUACUGAAUCUGGACGUAUCAUUUGAUCUUGAAUUCAUAACAUUUAGCAAUUGGCGGUUGCUUAAUCUAGUGUUCACUUUGCCACUCGGUUUGUCCGCAACGUUGCUGGGUUUCAUUUACGAAAGCCCAAAGUACUUGGUGAAUGCUGGAAACGUGAAAAAGGCUUUGGAUACUCUUAAGAAUAUUACGAGGAGAAACGGCGGGGAUGUAUCGAAGUAUCCGGUGAAGAGGAUAGUUCUAGAAGAGACCAAGACGUUACGGAUGGAGAAUGUUCCACUUUGGAAGUCGUUGAAAGAUCAAACUGUACCACUAUUCAAGCCUCCGCUUCUAUACAAAACGAUCCAGUUGUUUUACAUAACUGCAGUCAUCUAUUCAACGAAUAACGGUUUCUUUAUUUGGUUGCCAUUUGUAAUGGACACAUUCUACUCGGGAUAUAAUGAGAAUGCAACUGCUGCCGCUGGAGUUUGUGAUAUGAUUGUUAACUCCAACAAACUAGAUGCAGGCAUGGAGACCUGCGUCGGUACAGUCAGUGAGUUGGUACUCUGGAUGGCUGUAGCUCAAUCUUCGGUGUAUACUAUAAUAAAUAUUGGAGUGUUCUCCUUAUCACGGUGGAAGAAGUCAGUGUUUAUCAGCCUCAUGCUGUUCUGCUUCGCAUGCGGCGUGGUGAUCCCGGCGGUGACUGACAGGAUUGCCAGUAUGAUCCUACUGGAGGGGUUCAUGAUUAGUUGUGUCUGUAUAUCGAUCAUUUUCUCCUACUACGUGGACAUGUUCCCUACGUCAUACCGUGGCAUGGCCGCGUGUCUCGGAGUGAUGGUCGCCAGAGGCAGUGCACUGGUCGGCAGCAACCUGGUCGGCAGCUACCUCGACUCCCAUUGCACCACCUCCUUCUACGCCUGGUCUUUUUACGUGCUGAGCGGUGUCGUCGUGAGCUGGUUUCUUCCACCGGACAACGUGAAAAGAGAAAGUCAAUAAGAUAUCUGUUGUUAUUAGCGUAGUUUGUAAGGUUUACUUUAUAAUAAUCAGGAA